UCAUGUUAUUUGUUUACUUUUCUGUUGAAUUUUUCUAAUCCAUUAUUUUCUAGCAGGUUAGCUAAAUUGGGUCCCUCUAUUUAACGAAAUUAUAAUUACCUAAUUUGCGUCGAGGUGUAACAGCCCAAUUUACAGCAUUAAAAACUUCAGUAACUGCAUAAUGGAAAUCAACAAUCCACAAAGUUAUUGGUUUGUCGUGAGAGAAGACCAAAGCAAUGUUAUAUUCAGUAGCAAUAAUUUUACUAUACAAGCACCACAAGCACAAGUUGCAGCUCAAGAAACGCGUUAUGUGGUAGACAGCUCAGCAGAUACUCGGCAAUAUGCUCAUGAUGUCCAAGUAGACCAUUUACCAGAACCCCAAGAGGACCCUGCCAAGGAAACCAAAGACUACAACUUCUGGGACAGGAAUAGAAUUAAACUAUUGCUGUCACUCUGUCUAGAAAACAGAUUCAAAAGUCCAAACAAAGACAAAAUGAUUUGGAAUGAAGUAUCAAUCCUACUGGGAACAACUCCUGAAGAGUGCGACAAGAAAUACAGAAACCUUCGUAGAACAUACAUAAGGCUACUGAAAAAGAAUAGAGCUGGUAAAGAAAUAAAAUGGGUCCACUACAACAUGUGCGAUGAAGUUUUCAAAGACUGCAAGUCCCUAUCUAUGACCAUGCUACCACCUUGGGAGGACUCCAAAGUUCGCAAAUUAUUAACUCUCUACAUUGAUAAUAUAAGCAAAUUCCGUAGCCCAGAACAUUUACAAAAAGACAUCUGGAAAGACAUUGCCUCACAGUUAAACACUACAGAGUAUAACUGUUACCAUAAGUUUAAGAAUAUGAAAAGAACUUACUUCAACUGGAUUGAGAGAAGUGGAGAAACUGGAAAGCUAAGAAAGUGGCCGUACCACCAUUACUUUGAACGAAUCUAUUACAACUACAAUCCAGAUUUGGGACCUUGGAAUAGAAAUAAAAUAAGACAGCUAAUAAAUUCUUAUUCCGACAUCGCUCACAAGUUCAGAAACCCUAAAUUUCAAAAAAAGGAACUAUGGAGAGAAAUUUCUAGAAAAGUUGGCGAAUCUCCCACAAAUUGCGAUAGAAAAUUUCGUAAUCUUAAACAAACAUACUUAAGAUUAAAAAUGAGAGCAGACACAGGUAGGUCUUUAACGAAAUGGAGGUACUUCAAAGACUUUGUCACGAUUUUCGAGAAUGAAUCAUUUGCAAUAGUGGAAGAUGGACAGGAUAAUAUAGUUUACAAGUCCUUGGAACAUGAUUAUAUAAAGCAAUUACUGACAUUCUAUUUGGAGAAUAAACAAAAAUUUAACGACCCACUUGUGAAGAAGAAACAGUUAUGGAGACAAAUCGGUCCACAGCUCGGUUUAACGGUGGAAGAAUGCGAUAAAAAAUUUCGUAACAUGAAACAAACUUAUAUAAGAUUAGCAGAGAAAAAGCGAGACACAGGAAAGGAUAACACUUGGCCAUACUACUCAUAUUUUGAAGAAAUUUACGAUGGAUCCAAGAUGUUUAGGAAAGAAUGCAGCCAUAAAUGCAGCGUUGAUAACACAACUUUCACAGAAAUAAGGAAUCUUGUUAAGGACCACGAAACUAAGGACAAAGACAAAUUUGAGAGACUUCUCUCCGCAAUACAAGACUCAAAUGAUAUUCAGAGGGAAAGGAAUAGAAUUUUGCAAGCUUUGUUGAAUAGAAAAUAGCGUCAGGUUUCUAGUUUAACCUAGGUACCAAUCGAAAAAUCUGAAAAAAUUAGGGUCACUAUUGACCAUAAUAUAACUUUAUAUUUCUAUAAGUUAAUGUAUAUUUUACAGGAAAAAUAAAACCAACGCUCUAAC
Messenger RNA from Maniola jurtina (meadow brown), 1831 nucleotides. RefSeq lists its product as uncharacterized. Lineage: Eukaryota; Metazoa; Arthropoda; Insecta; Lepidoptera; Nymphalidae. The record is from RefSeq and is a predicted model, not a curated record. Bases 161 to 1696 code for a protein of 511 amino acids. The transcript has 2 exons.